CACGUGUGGCCUUAAACUUGCAGCAAAUUGCAAAGAAAUGGCUCAAAAGCUUCAGAUUUCUCUGUGCCCUGGGAGCUGAGAUGCACGUCAGUGGCUUUUCUACAGACUGCCAGAGAAAAGAGGCUAGGAGGAAAGAGGAAAGAGUCGAAAUUGCCCAGGGGUGAGACCAUGCCCUUCCUCUUUUCUUUCCCCUAAUUUGCUCUGUCUGUGUCCAUCCAGGCUCUCCCCACCUGGGAAAACUGCUCAGAGCUGCUGUAGAAUUCACCCCAGUUUCCUCUUUCAGUCUGUGGGGAGUGGGGUCCAGCCCCUCGCUGAGCACAUUGGGAGGAAUUAGCUGUCUUUGAUCUCCACCUCCAGGAUCAGAGUCAAGGAAUAUUUUCAAAAUGGACACUUCAUCCAAAGAAAAUAUCCAGUUAUUCUGCAAAAGUUCAAUGCAACCUGUCGGGCAAUCUUCCUUUAAAACAGAAUAUUCUUCCUCAAAGGAGAAACAACGAUGCUGUGGUAAACUGAAGGUAUUUUUGGGUGCCUUGUCUUUCGUCUACUUUGCCAAAGCAUUGGCAGAAGGCUAUCUGAAGAGCACCAUCACUCAGAUAGAGAGAAGGUUUGAUAUCCCUUCUUCACUUGUGGGAGUUAUUGAUGGUAGUUUUGAAAUUGGGAAUCUCUUAGUUAUAACGUUUGUAAGCUACUUUGGAGCCAAACUUCACAGGCCAAAAAUAAUUGGAACAGGGUGCCUAAUCAUGGGAGUUGGAACAUUGCUCAUUGCAAUGCCUCAGUUCUUCAUGCAGCAGUACAGAUAUGAAAAAUAUUCUCCUUUCUCUAACUCCACUCUCAGCCUCUCUCCAUGUCUUUUGGAGUCAGACAGUCAAUUACCUCUCUCGAUUAUAGAAAAAUCACAAUCCAAAAGGACUGAUGAAUGUGAAAUGGAUGCCGGCUCUUCCAUGUGGGUUUAUGUUUUCCUGGGGAACCUUCUUCGUGGAAUUGGGGAAACUCCUAUUCAGCCUCUAGGCAUUGCCUACCUUGAUGAUUUUGCCAGUGAAGACAAUUCUGCUUUCUAUAUUGGGUGUGUGCAGACGGUUGCAAUUAUAGGACCGAUCUUUGGCUUCCUGCUAGGCUCAUUAUGUGCCAAACUGUAUGUUGACAUUGGCUUUGUAAACCUAGAUCAUGUAACCAUUACUCCAAAGGAUCCCCAGUGGGUAGGAGCCUGGUGGCUGGGUUACCUAAUAGCAGGAAUUGUAAGUCUUCUUGCAGCUCUGCCUUUCUGGUGUUUACCAAAGAGUCUGCCGAGACCCCGAAGUAGAGAGGAUUCCAAUUCCUCCUCUGAAAAAUUCAAGUUUAUUAUGGAUGAUCAUACAGACUACCAAACACCCCUUGGAGAAAAGUCAAAAAUAAUGGAAAUGGCAAGAGAUUUUCUUCCAUCACUGAAGAAUCUCUUUGGAAAUCCACUGUACUUGUUAUAUUUGUGUGCCAGCACCGUUCAGUUCAAUUCUUUGUUUGGAAUGGUGACCUAUAAACCCAAGUACAUUGAGCAGCAGUAUGGGCAGUCAUCCUCUAAGGCCAACUUUGUUAUCGGGCUCAUCAACAUACCUGCAGUGGCCUUUGGAAUAUUCUCUGGGGGGAUAGUUAUGAAAAAAUUCAGAAUCAGUGUAUAUGGAGCUGCAAAACUCUACUUGGGAUCAUCUGUUCUUGGGUACCUCCUAUUCCUUUCCCUGUUUGCGCUGGGCUGUGAAAAUUCUGAUGUGGCAGGACUAACUGUCUCCUACCAAGGAACCAAACCUGUCUCUUAUCAUGAACGAGCUCUCUUUUCAGAUUGCAACUCAAGAUGCAAAUGUUCAGAGACAAAAUGGGACCCUGUGUGUGGUGAAAAUGGAAUCACCUAUGCAUCGGCAUGUCUUGCUGGUUGUCAGACCUCCACCCGGAGUGGAAAAACUCUUAUAUUUUAUAACUGUACCUGUGUGGGGAUUGCAGCCUCAAAGUCAGGAAAUUCCUCAGGCAUGGUGGGCAGGUGUCAAAAAGAUAAUGGAUGUCCCAAAAUGUUUCUGUAUUUCCUUGUCAUUUCAGUCAUCACAUCCUAUACUUUAUCUCUAGGUGGCAUACCUGGAUACAUACUGCUUCUGAGGUGCAUUAAGCCACAAUUUAAGUCUUUUGCCCUGGGUAUCUACACCUUAGCAAUAAGAGUUCUUGGAAUCCCAGCUCCCGUGUAUUUUGGAAUUUUGAUUGACACUUCAUGCCUCAAAUGGGGAUUUAAAAGAUGUGGACGUAGAGGCUCCUGCAGAUUAUAUGAUUCAAAUGCUUUCAGACACAUAUAUCUGGGACUAACUGUGAUGCUGGGCACAGUGUCCAUUUUCCUAAGUAUUGCAGUACUUUUCACUUUAAAGAAAAAUUGUGUUUCAAAACAUAGAAGCUUCAGAACCAAGACAGAAGGAACAAUGGUGUCUACAAGAAUCAGGAAGGAAAAUUGUACUACAAGUGAUCAUUUGCUACAACCCAACUACUGGCCAGGCAAGGAAACACAGCUUUAGAAAAAUGAUGACUUGAAGCCAUGUUUUCUAAUUUCUGGAAAUUCUGCAAACAAAUAGAUUUUAAUCAAAGGGGUUUUAAAUGUGUCUUUUUUUUCUCCUUUCAAAAAAAAAUGUCUUUGUUUUUGGCCCUAGGUAUUAGAUAAUGUACCUAGUAACAAAUAUAAUUAAACAUAUUACAGAAAAUGUGGAUAAUAAAGUUAAUCCAAACCUUUUAAAUCUUCCUUAUUUAUACAAAUUCCUUGUAUUAUUUACUCAUUCUGCUUAAUUUUGCCUUGUGCCCGUUGAUACAUUAGCUGUAUUCCUAGAACAAUUGUUCUAAUAGUCUAAUGGCUAUAUAUAAAGUAAUUUCUAAACUAAAAUACUUGUCAAGGGGAAGAGAGUCCUGUUAAAAAAUUAAAUUAUAUCUUGGCCUCCUUCAAAUAUGACCUUAAUUGAGAUGUUGGGAUAGAGCCAGAAUAUGUAGAGAAAGAUUUCAUUUUACACUCUUCCUUUCUUUUGGACUAUAAUAAUUGAUACAGAAAUGUAUAGUGGCAAAUGAUCUUGGAGGAUUCAAAUUUUGGAUUAUUAGCUCUUCUACCAUCCAUUAUAUGUACAUUGUGUGUGACACUUGAAGUGACCAUGGUGGUAAAGUAAUAAAAUUAUUAUUAACAUGCGUCGUUGUCCUUCUAUAAAUUCAGUGGAUUAAAAAAUACUGUUUAUACAAUACUGCCCAUAUUUUAAUGUAUGUAAGCUGCUCUAGACAUAUGCACAUGAUGUGAUCCUAAAAUGCAUUUGAAAGUUGAAUUUCUGAAAGUCUACAGUAAGCU
Messenger RNA from Zalophus californianus (California sea lion), 3325 nucleotides. It is a transcript of the gene SLCO1C1, whose product is annotated as solute carrier organic anion transporter family member 1C1. Gene Ontology annotation, cellular component: membrane. Lineage: Eukaryota; Metazoa; Chordata; Mammalia; Carnivora; Otariidae. Gene Ontology annotation, molecular function: bile acid transmembrane transporter activity; protein binding. Bases 384 to 2519 code for a protein of 711 amino acids. The record is from RefSeq and is a predicted model, not a curated record. Gene Ontology annotation, biological process: bile acid and bile salt transport; sodium-independent organic anion transport; transmembrane transport. The transcript has 15 exons.